Molecule: messenger RNA, 5046 nt
Organism: Larimichthys crocea (large yellow croaker)
Lineage: Eukaryota; Metazoa; Chordata; Actinopteri; Sciaenidae
Gene: fgd4a
Product: FYVE, RhoGEF and PH domain containing 4a
Exons: 19
Coding region: 439-3135 (898 amino acids)
Biological process (GO): cytoskeleton organization; filopodium assembly
Cellular component (GO): cytoplasm
Molecular function (GO): guanyl-nucleotide exchange factor activity; metal ion binding
Source: RefSeq, a predicted model, not a curated record
AGAACUCAGACCUGCAACACUGGCCUACUGGACACUUAAGGACCAAGACUUUAAGGAAGUAACUUUACAGAGAGGAAGAUGUGAGACACUUGUGCAAGAAAACCUUUUUUUCUCACCUUUGCGAAAUUAAGGACUUCCCUAUGGGGCUGAAAUAUGUGACGGUGUUGGUGGGCGAAUGACUCGUCUAUCUCUAUAGCGUUGUCUGUCUACACUUAAGCAGUAGAGUUUAGUCUCAGCAUUACGUUGUGUCAGUGGGCUUCUUCUGCAUCUUGAAUCACUGGUGGAGGUACAGGAAGAGAAGGGAGAGAAAGUUAUAAACAGAGGUAUAUUUUAGGCGUGGGAAGUGAAAUGUUGUAGGUGUUAGUAUUUACUUAGAUUACACUCCACUAUCUCCCUGCACUGUUUCUAUUUUGUUCUGUCCACUGGCGUGUCUACAGCAUGGACUGGCUGAUUGCUGCCUACUGGAGAUCCCCUCUCAGACACUUUGCAUCGGACACUGGACUGACAAUGAAACGACGGCGCAAGUACUGGUUUUGGAGCCGGAAAGGUAAAAACUCAAAGAUGUGUCUACUCUGCUGUUAUGAGAGGAAAGACAAAACUCGUUGUUUCCAGUCCAAGAGCGCCGAUGAGGAGGCUUGCGUGGCUGUAAAGAUCGAACACUCCAGUGCUCUUGGCAGUAGCCUGGUGUGCGAGCACAGUAACCCACCCAGUGUGCAGGCGUGUCUGAGUCGGGCGGGCGGUGGGACAGCUAUCAAGAGCAAGGGAGGGGUCAAUGGAAGAGCCCCUGGCAACAGGCCUCGGUCGCUGUCUAAACCAAAAGUGCCUCCAAAGCCACUACAUCUCCAGAGCCCGGUGACAGAGCUCACAUCCCCGCUGGGCCGAAGCCAGAAACCACCGCUCAGAACGAGAAUGGAGGACGGGGGAGGAGGAGGAGGAGGAAAAGGGGCUGUGAACCGGGAGAAAGCCAAGGAAAAACAGUCCAAGGUGUCAAGCCUCAUCAGCCGCUUUGAAGAGAAUAGCAACACAGAGAACAAGAGAGACAGCUCGCCACUCAAACAGAUCAGCAAGUCAUCCAACUGCAGCCCAGCUCACCGCGCCCACCAGAAGCAGACCGAGCCCAGUGGAAUUCAGGAGAAUCACACCACCGUGCCGGCACCGCCGCAGGAUGCCCACAAACCGGCAUCUAACGGGGUGGUAGCGCAGAUGGAGCAGGACAAGGUGACGGAGGACAAACAGGAGAGGAACAAUGAAAGUGUGAGGAUAGAGACGGCCGGGCUGGUAAAUGGAGAUAUGGGGGACGGGAGCGCAGAACAGAGUGAUGAUCAUUCACCUCCACAUACAGACAGGACUGGCACAGAAUGCCACACUGAGAAUGAGGACAGUGGUACUCAAACAGAAAGUGAACACAGGAAUGAAGAAGGGAGCGCAGACCAUAAGGAGACAAAUGAGCAGAAGCUGUAUAAGAUCGCCAACGAGCUUUUGCAUACAGAGAAAGCCUACGUGGCGCGACUUAACCUGCUGGACCAGGUAUUCUGUGCUAAGCUAAUGGAGGAGGCAAAUAAAGGGACAUUCCCUGUGGAGGUAGUGAAGAACAUCUUCUCCAACAUCUCCUCCAUCCACACCUUUCACAGCCAGUUUCUGCUUCCAGAUCUGGAGAAACGCAUGGGAGAAUGGGCGUCCACACCUCGCAUUGGCGACAUCCUGCAGAAACUCACACCCUUUCUCAAAAUGUACGCGGAGUACGUAAAGAAUUUCGACAAUGCCAUGGAGCUGCUGAAACAGUGGACAGAUCGUUCGCCUCAAUUCAAGUCCAUCAUUCAGGAGAUACAGAGUCAAGAGGUCUGUGGCUUCCUGACACUUCAGCAUCACAUGCUGGAGCCGGUGCAGAGAGUCCCUCGCUACGAGAUGCUGCUUAAAGACUAUCUGAAGAAGCUGCCUCAGGACAGCUCUGACAGACGGGAUGCAGAGAAAUCAUUAGAAAUUAUCGCCACAGCAGCGACUCACUCCAACAGUGCCAUACGAAAAUCUGAUAAUCUGAAGAAACUGAUGGAGAUAUACGAGAUGCUGGGCGAGGAGGAGGACAUUGUUAACCCCUCUAACGAGUUUAUAAAAGAGGGUCACAUCUUGAAGCUGGCAGCCAGGAACACCUCGGCCAUGGAGCGAUACCUCUUCCUGUUCAACAACAUGCUGUUAUACUGCGUGCCCAAAUUUAGUCUUGGGGCGGCGAAGUACACAGUGAGGACGCGGAUCGGUAUAGACGGCAUGAAGGUCCUGGAGACGACCAACGAGGACUACCCUCAUACCUUUCAGGUGUCAGGGAAGGAGAGGACACUGGAGCUACAGGCCAGCUCAGAGCAAGACAAGGCAGACUGGAUUAAGGCUUUCCAGGCGACCAUUGAGAUCUUCCAGCAGAAAAACGAGUCAUUCAAGAACGCCUUAAAAGACGUGGAGGAAGUAUCGAACGCAGAGCUGGGGAAGCGUGCCCCUCGCUGGAUCCGCGACAAUGAAGUGACAAUGUGUAUGAAGUGUAAAGAGUCUUUCAACGCUCUGACGCGGCGAAGACACCACUGCAGAGCCUGUGGCUACGUGGUGUGCUGGAAAUGUUCAGACAAUAAGGUGGCGCUCGAAUAUGACAGCAACAAGAUGAACAAAGUCUGCAGAGACUGCUUCUCCAUCCUGACCGGAGAAAGGAUAACUGAGGGCAAGAAGAAGGGCAUCCUGGAGAUUGAGGCAGCACAGUUCACGGGCAGCAGCAUCAUGUGUGGCUUCCUGCAGUACUGUGAGAAGAACAAACCUUGGCAAAAGGUGUGGUGCGUCAUCCCUGAGAAGGAGUGUCUGGUGCUCUAUCUCUACGGAGCUCCGCAGGAUGUAAAGGCCCAGUGUACUAUCCCCCUCCUGGGAUAUUCUGUGGAUGACAGCGCCCGGCCCACAGACCCUCCGGCCACUUUCCGUCUCUCUCAAUCCAAGUCCAUCCACAACUUUUAUGCUGAAAAUGAGGAUGUCAAGCAGCGUUGGCUGAAGGUGAUUCGAGUGGCAGUGACGGGAGAGGUGCCUGAAUGCCACCAUGCCAACGGCAGCAAUGCCAACGUGGUGGACAACAACAACACACAAGAAGCGGGUACGGAUAGCACAUAAGGCUGAGAGCAAACUGUUGUUGGGAUUGCUCAAGAAAGACGGUAUGUGCGGACCUGUGCUGCAACGCGCAAGAUAUAAAUGCACACUCUCCAUGCUGUCCUUAAAUCUGAAUCCUAAAGACAAAGUGGAAAAAAAUCAGUGCUGGAUAAGCUGCCUUUCCUUGCCACUCUCCCCGUUUCACAGUUUCUUCAUGGAUUUUCAAGUAAACCCACACAAGAACUUUCAGUUCUUGAGUGCUAGAGCUGUGCUGGAUUACUAAAAGAACAUGUCUAGUACAAUCAACACUAGAGCAAAAGAGGCCUCAGGAUUGAUCGACUUCUCUCAAACAGGCACUAUUAAGAACAGCUCAAACUCGCUCUUCAUGGACUAUUAACCUGUGUCAACUCCUUUUGAGCCAGUGGACUACCACAGACUUAUACAGCCUAUACAGGAUGUGAAUAAAUGCUUAAGGACAGUCCAAACUAAGUCUGCUGGUGCUGUAACUCAACUGUGUGUACCUGUACAGUAUAAAUGUUUCUUUUUUUCUUUUCAGAAAGGAACUAUUUGUUUUAAUAACAUAGAAAACAUCUAGAUAUGACAUAAAGUAUACAGUAUUCCUACUUUUCUUUGUUUGAGAAGUUCCAAAACUAGUAAAAUGAUCACGUGGUUGGAUAAUGAUGGUCUCAUCUCCCUCUCUCUCAUCCCUCAGUGAAAAUUCAUCAACAGGUGAAUCAAACUCUGUCUGCUUUGCUAUCGGUUCGCACCUGAACUCUGUUUUCAAUGAAGAAAAAUGAACUACUUUGCAAAUUAGUUGUAAGUAUAAGUAUGAAAUGUGCUGAUCAUAUGAGAAAUAAGUUGUCCUGGAGGUGAUUGAGUCUAAAAUUCCAGCUUUAUGUGGUGCAGUGCUGCUCAGUGAUUUUCAACUUUGCCCACAUUGGCAACCAGAGCUAUCCAGCUGUUUAGUUUUGCUUCUCUAUUGAAUUGGGAGAAUUGCAAAACACAUUUUUAGGCUUACAAUCGACCUUCCCUGUCUGUUAAAUCCCAAGGUUUUCUGGGGAUAUAUAUUUAAAGUCUGAAGUGUAACUGAUUGCAUCACUAUGACAUCUCCAGGGUUAUUUUCUGAGAUUAGAAAGCUCCCUGCACAUCCCCAUUGCAGAGGACAUUUUCACAGCGCGAGUCAUACUAACCAUGACAAAUAAACAGUCCUUUAUGUAUGAGCCUUGUAUUGUCGUAAAAAUCCGUCCUCAGAAAAUGUUUGUAUGAAAGGCUGAGGAUAAACGGAUAAAUGCACGUCCAGUUACAGGACAGUCACAGACAUAAGUUCAUGCUGCGAGAGAUGAGGGGGGAUCAUCGUUGUCCCAUUCUGUGGCAGCGUUCUCUAUUCAGAUGCAAAUGCAGCACAAUCACAGACAUGACAAAGCUGGUGCGAGAAAUGUAAAUGUAUUUUUUAAUGCUGUAAUUAAUUUUAUUAUUUAAAAGUAAUUUAUAGAGUAUGACAAGCAUGAUCUGUUAAAAGUAGCACAAAAUCGUUCCCUCACUGUCAGCUAAGAAGUGCGGUAGGUAGAUGUUUUUUUUGUUUUCUGAAAGCAGAUGUUUUUUCCACUAACUCAUCAAACGCGUCACCUUGGUUGUUCAGCGUGACAGCGACCGUUCAGUGCUGGAUGGACCGCGUUCUUUUACACAGUUCUCCUCCACCCUGUGCUUGAUGCUGGUGCUCGUCUGAGUCCCACUCUUCUGAACUAUUUUUAUUCCUCAGUAUUCAAAAUAAAAAAAAAAACAAGAGCACAAAGCCUCCCUCUCUGUAAGAUCUGAAUAUAUAUCCAGAUUUUUUUCAAGUCCUCUCACCCCCUUCCCCGAAGGUUUGAGGAGCUUUGCACUUUACAGUAUCUUAAAGUGUACCUUCAAAGAAAAUAAAAAACAGAUUAAAUAUUA